AAUGAUCAAAUUUAUAAUCAAAUUAGAAUGAAAUUAACCAAUUUGCCUAUAAAUCAAAAUGAUUUAACUGAUUUUAUUAAAUUUUGGAGUUUAAUACUUGAUGGAUUAUAUUUUUUUUCAUCAAAGAAAAAUAUUGAUUCCUUAGAGAUAUUAAAAAAUUACUGGAACGAAAUUGUUCAAGAUUAAUAUAAAGAUUUAUUUAUGCUUUCUAUAUUUAAAAAAAAGGGAGGAAAACUAUUACUAGAGAUAAUUUAAAAAAAAAAAUAAACAAAAUAACAAUAAUAGGAAUUGUAAGUUAAAAUGUGAUAGUUAAAAUGAUAAAUGAUAAAUGAUAAAUGAUAGUAAUGAGAAAAAAAUUAGAAAUGAAUUAAAGGAUAUAAAUAAUCUCUGCCAAACCACAAAAUAGAAGUGAAAAUAAACUAAUAUAGAAUGGUAAGUAUUUACAGAAAACCAAAGUAAAGGGAAUAAUAAUACCAACAAUAAUAAUUUCAAUAAAAAAUUGAAAACAACAAAAAUCAAAUAUCAAGCAAUUGAUAAAAAUUAACAAAUAGCUUUAAAAUCAGAUCUAUAAGAAAUUAAUAUGAAGAAAAUUAACGAUAUCAAUGGAAACAAAAACAAAAGAGAAAAUAAAAGAGAAAAAGAAA
Molecule: messenger RNA, 644 nt
Organism: Ascoidea rubescens DSM 1968
Lineage: Eukaryota; Fungi; Ascomycota; Saccharomycetes; Ascoideales; Ascoideaceae
Exons: 1
Coding region: 28-186 (52 amino acids)
Source: RefSeq, a predicted model, not a curated record